Molecule: messenger RNA, 1126 nt
Organism: Symbiodinium necroappetens
Lineage: Eukaryota; Dinophyceae; Suessiales; Symbiodiniaceae
Source: the annotation of a GenBank genome assembly
AUGUCAGCGGGGGAGUUGGAGCCUGGCUCUGCGAGCAGCGCCCUCUUGCCCGACCCGCUGGCAGGCCCACUUCGUGCUACGCAGCUUUUCGAUGAAGCACUGAGACUGAUACAGGGGCUUCGUGCAGAGAAGACCCUCGCCGGGAGCAUAGGCGCUGUUCUGCUUGUCAAGGACAGGGCCGACGCGGACAGCCUGAAUCUGCGUAUCGAUGAAGCCUAUGGCACAGUUGACGAUGCAGAAGCUGAAACGAACGUGGAGCACGCUUGUGUUGCUGCUGACAUUGAUGGUUUCGUUGAGCAGCUUGAGAAGAUGGUGCAGGAUAUAUUGGUGGUUUGCGUAUUGCCGUCGGCAGAUCAGGAGAUUCAGCUUGAGCUGCCCUGUGCUGCAAUGGAGCGCCUGCAGAGGUGCAACGUGUGGUUCUUGAGCGCUCAAGAUGCCGCCGUGAUAUGCACCUCCGACGGACCACUCCGUAGCAACAUCCAGUUCGAGGGCAUGACCUGCAAUCUUCCGAGCCAGGCCUCGAUGCAAUUGCCCGGCGAGGUACUGGUGGGCGGCGCAGCAGCCGCCACCGGUGCCGGUGUUGCUGCUCUGGCUCAGGUAGGCACGCUGGCUGCCACGACCAACGGCAUCGUGUACGCCGUCACUGGUGGUGCUGCUGCUCUUUCAAUCGGUGCGGGCUUUGCUGUGGUGGCGUCUGUGGGGGCCGUGGCCGGCCUCGCUGUUGGCUUGCCUCUGGCCAUGUGUGUGCAAGGACGCAGCCAUGGCGCAGCAUCGCAAGACAAGGUCGAGCUUCCAGCUACCUUCGCCUCGGAGGACGGCGGCGGUGCUUUCGCGCCCGGCAGCGAAGCGUCGAAUGCUUGGGAUGGUGACCCUGAGACCUUUUACGACGCAUCUGCAGCCUCCGGGAGCUUCACUGCUGGAGACCUACAGCGUAGCCAUACGAUUGGGUCGAUCCACUUCGUGGCGAGGAGAGGUUUCACGCACAGCAUGAUUGGCGGCAAGUUCGAGGCAGCAAACAGCCUCUCGGGACCCUGGGAGCUUCUCCACACGAUCAUCUCCGAGCCAUUGGACAACCCGCUCGUCAACAAGGUCGAGGUCCAGGCUGAGCAGCCCUUUCGGUUCGUCC